Molecule: messenger RNA, 3360 nt
Organism: Oncorhynchus tshawytscha (Chinook salmon)
Lineage: Eukaryota; Metazoa; Chordata; Actinopteri; Salmoniformes; Salmonidae
Product: protein C-ets-2
Exons: 8
Coding region: 1877-3025 (382 amino acids)
Biological process (GO): cell differentiation; regulation of transcription by RNA polymerase II
Cellular component (GO): nucleus
Molecular function (GO): sequence-specific DNA binding; DNA-binding transcription factor activity, RNA polymerase II-specific
Source: RefSeq, a predicted model, not a curated record
AACCUGCUGAUUAGCCUACAAAUCAACGAUGACAAUCUUCCUAAUCUGACUGUGCCUAAAAGUUGAUGAGGCUGAUGAUUGGACAUAGAGCAAUAAAGGUGCAGAUAUGGUUGGGCUUCUAUAGGCUUUGCUCCGAGUAUUGUUAUCAUUCAGCAAUGUUUUGAGAAAUAUGAUGCAUUUUGAGGUGCACAAACACAUUACAUAAUGUGUGUUCCAAGCAACAUGUAAUUUACAAAUGAAUUUAGGCCUAUUUCUAAUUUGUUAUUGGGCAUUGUUGAGAUGAAUACAUUCGCUUGUCAUUCAAAAGCCUGUUGCUUGCAACUUUCUAAACUUAAACUUGAAUAGCCUCACCAUAAUAACCAUAGUGGUAAUGAACAUUGUAUACCCUUCCUGUAGUUUUUUCUAAAUAUGACUCCGGAAAUUGCAACUGAUGUAAAAAAAAAAAAUCUCUGACCGCAAACUUGCACACUGUGAUAAAAAGAACCUCAUCACAAAGUAGGUUACAAAGUAAGACCGUGUUCCCCUUAGCAAACGAAUCAUCAAACGUUCUCUGACAAAUAACCAUCUAUCGUCGAUGUAGGAAAGGGCAUAUUUUAAGACCUUUACUUUCUUAGUCUGCAAGUCGGCCUAUAGAUGGUGACUAUAGAUAUGGCUAUAAUAUGAUAGACCCAAUGCACUUCCGUGAUGUUGAAUGUAAAAGGUGACUUGAAACAAAUUAAGAUAAUCUAUGAGACAUUUUGAUUAAGGUUAUAGCAUUGUUCAGCUUUGUAAUAUUCUGGAGUUUUUCAUUGUGUCAUUCAGUUGGUAAACCAGUUGACUUGAUGAUGGACUCUUCAUCAUUAGGCCGGCCAGGAGGUUGUGUAACUCGAAACCCCUUGUGUCCUUGUUUGGAGACGGGGGGUCCCAAUCACGACUCGUGUGUCUCCCACACCGUGCACGACUUGGCAGCUCACUUUUCCAGAUGUAUUUUUUCUCUGCUGGGGAAAAUUGCGGUGUUUGUUUAUACAAGGCGCUUGUGUGGGCCUUAUCUGCUCAGGCCACUCACACCGUGAUUUCAGAGCUUCAGCAUGUAGUUUACGGGCUAUUGUUCUGUCGAAUGGCUUCUAAAGAUAUGCUCAUGGCCUCCCACCUCAUUAUAAGAAACUUGCAAGUUCUGAUUUUUAAAACACCCUAUCUGUCCUCCGCCCAGGCUGGCAUGGGUUUAUGCUUAGUCGAUGUUGCCAAACAUAGAAAAAGGUAAUGAUUUCCAUUGAUUUUUUUUUUUUUUUAAUGAACAAGUCAAUAGCCAAUUGAUAGGCAUACAGGCGUUUUGGUGUAGCCUAUUAGGUCGCUAUUGACCUAAUUGGGGGAAAACAUUUUCUCACUCCAUUGGCUAGUUUUAUAUUGGCCUAAUUUAACUAAAAUAAUUUGUAGAUCAAGUUGUAUUCCUAUAAAAUAUGUCUAUGAAUAUACUAAAAAACUCUCCAUACAUUAUAUGAUCAUGAAUGGGUUGUCAAUUUAUCAUGGGAGUAAGAUAGCCAAUUGGGCAUGCAAUGUUAAUUAGAUUUUGGGCGCUCAAUUGACCAUUUUAUGAUACAUUUUUGUGAAUGGGUGUGUCUGGCUGCCAAAUCUGUGUUCGUGAGUCGUGGCUGACGUCACGGCCAGUUAAACAGCAGUUUUUUGGGACCGGGGAGUCACGAAGCAAGAGGACACAUUCCUUUGCACCGGGGAGCAGGCACGCCCCUCAAAGCUCCGCUGCUUUAUAACGGGACUGGGCCGGGCAGAGGGAGACAACACAACUGUAACUCUGAACUCCAAGUGGAAGCAACUGUUCCCGUCAAAUACGUACUGGGAUACCAUCCUGAAAUCCAUAGACACCAGAGACUCUAAAAUAAAGAUGGAUAUGUACCAAGCUGGAUAUUAUAUGGAAGAUUUCAGGACACAGGAAGUCCCUGCUAGUUUGGACUUUGCAUCAUAUGACUACAGUGAUGAAGACCUGUCUUUUCUAUUAGACAGUAAAGGACCCGGGCAGCAGCAGCAGUAUCCAGAGAGUUAUGGAGAGCUGCAGAAGAAUCCAUGUCCGUACGACAACAAAGUAACCUCCAGUGACUCUGUCCUGUUCAACCUGGAUUCAUACCCAGAGUUUAACUGUUGGGCAUCAUACCCAAGUGAUGGGCUGACUUUGGACCAGUCUCAAGCGGGGUUCCAGGAUUCCACCCAGACGUACCACAGCCUUGUGCCCCUAUGUUCUCCAGCCCAGAGUGGACAGUUCAGCCCGGGCAUGGAGGAUGCCAGCACCAGCAACUCCUUCCUCCCUGGAAAAGGAACGAGCCACAGCGGGUCCCCCAGCACUGUCAGCCUGGACCACCUCAGUGAAGUUGAACAAAGCUACACCCGUCACUCAGGUGAACAACUGUACGACUCAGAAGCACAGAAGACGUCACCCUCCUUCUGGCCAGACUACCCCUCUCUCAGCUACAGCGCAUCCCUGCUGCCCCCUCACCACCCUCCAUCUUGUUCCUCAACCCCUGGACCACAGCAGCCUUCAGAGCAAUACUGCCCCCGUGUGGCCAAACGCAAAAGUACACACACCCAAAGACACGAGAGGGAAAGAGGACAAGUGAUGGGAAUGUCAGUUUAUCCAGGAUCAGGGCCCAUCCAAUUGUGGCAGUUCUUACUGGAGCUGCUUCUAGACUCCGCCUGCUGUACCUUCAUCUGCUGGACAGGAGACGGUUGGGAAUUCAAGAUGUCCGACCCAGCAGAGGUGGCCAAGCGCUGGGGCCAGUGUAAGAACAAGCCCAAGAUGAACUACGAGAAGCUGAGCCGUGGCCUGCGCUACUACUACCACAAGAACAUCAUCCACAAAACGACGGGCAAGCGCUACGUCUACCGCUUCGUCUUGGACGUGCAGGGGAUGCUGGGAAAGACGGCACAGGAGGUCCUGGCCAGCCUGAACAUUUUACCCACGGGGACAGAGUCCUCCUGGCAAGGCCAGGGGGCACCAGUAUCAUCACCAGUGUCCAGCGAAGCAUGGGUGUCGCAGUAGAGGGAGUGUACCAGCAGCACUGGUUCUCAUUGGUGCUAUUGUCUCUUGAUAGUGUUAUGGCUACAUCACUAGAAAUAUGCUAUGUAGAACAAGCAUGCCUCUUUGACAUGUAGAAAAGGAAUAACAUCGGCUCUAUUCAUGGGAUUUCUAUCUGCAACAUUAGACAAUGUUCGGUGUAACACUUUUAUUACCAAGUGAUACAGUAGUAGCCAUAGCUGUGGGAAGUAGGCGUGUUGAGGUUGCUGCAGCACUACUAAAAAGUAUGUAGUAGCCUUCAAUUUGAUUUGGUUUUAGUGUAUUCCCAGCUGUCUCCAAUACUGAUGUUCUUUAUGGUA